UGUACAUUUAAGCAACUGGUGUGCAACACUUAUUGUAGUUUAUGCUACAACAAAACUAGUUUAUUUUCUGUGGGCUACCUUUUUCUUAUUUUUAUGUGUGUGUGACUAGGGUUUCAGAUUUUAACUUGCCUUAAUAUGGUUUGGUUUUUAUCAUGAAUAGUGAUGGUGCAGCUGCAUUAGUCCUAGUGAGUGGAGAGAAGGCACUUCAACUUGGAUUGCAAGUAAUUGCAAAGAUUAAGGGCUUUGCUGAUGCAGCUCAGGCACCUGAAUUCUUUACAACUGCUCCAGCCCUUGUGAUACCAAAAGCUAUUUCAAAUGUUGGUUUAGAUGCUUCUCAGAUUGAUUACUAUGAAAUAAAUGAAGCGUUUUCUGUUGUAGCUCUAGCCAAUCAAAAGCUGCUUGGUCUUAAUCCUGAAAGCCUUAACGUACAUGUUAGGGCUGUAUCAUUGGGACACCCAUUAGGAUACAGUGGAGCUCGUAUCUUGGUCACAUUAUUCUUGUGCAUUAUUACAUUUGAUUCUUCUUACCGUGUUACUGUUAUUCUUGUUGUUCAUGAGGAAUUUGGUAUUCUUGAAGGUUUAAUGACAACUAUUCAUGCAACUACAGCAACACAGAAGACUGUUGAUGGCCCAUCAAUGAAGGAUUGGAGAGGAGGCCGUGGAGCUAGACAAAAUAUCAUUCCUAGUUCUACUAGUGCUGCAAAGAUGUGA
Molecule: messenger RNA, 710 nt
Organism: Humulus lupulus (European hop)
Lineage: Eukaryota; Viridiplantae; Streptophyta; Magnoliopsida; Rosales; Cannabaceae
Product: acetyl-CoA acetyltransferase 1-like
Exons: 8
Coding region: 153-710 (185 amino acids)
Biological process (GO): fatty acid beta-oxidation
Molecular function (GO): oxidoreductase activity, acting on the aldehyde or oxo group of donors, NAD or NADP as acceptor; acetyl-CoA C-acetyltransferase activity
Source: RefSeq, a predicted model, not a curated record